This is a messenger RNA of Phytophthora sojae, 1575 nucleotides long. RefSeq lists its product as hypothetical. Lineage: Eukaryota; Oomycota; Peronosporomycetes; Peronosporales; Peronosporaceae. The record is from RefSeq and is a predicted model, not a curated record. The transcript is spliced from 4 exons. Gene Ontology annotation, molecular function: protein binding. The coding region runs from base 1 to 1575 and encodes 524 amino acids.
AUGGUCAAGUGGCUGGCGGCCAAGUUUCCGGGUUACACGGUCCGAGCUCAAGUGGUGGUGAAAGCCGCCAGUGCAAGAUGCAAGGAGGUUCUGCAGUUUUUCCACGAUAAAGGCAAUUUUGCAUUGGAUGAAGCUGUGCGAGCUGCUGGAGCGGGGCUGUGUGUGGAGUGGACGGGGAAGUUCCUCCGGGCUGCAGUGGCGAGUCGACGGAACGACAUUGUAUGGUGGGCACAUACCCACUUCCGAGACUUUAACAACCGCCGUGGUGCACUUGAAGCCGCAGUGAAGAACGGGGACAUUCCCAUGGCGGAGUGGCUGAUUCAACAUGGAUAUGAAUGGUCUGAGGGACGAGACGCUAUGGAUGGCGCGGCGGGACGAGGGCAUCUGGAUGUUGUGAAAUGGUUGCAUGCGUAUCGCUCUGAAGGUUGCACAGUGGCAGCGAUGGAUAACGCUGCAUCAAAUGGACACCUCGAAGUAGUGCAGUGGUUGCACUCCAACAGAUCUGAAGGGUGCACAACACGCGCCAUGGAUGGCGCUGCAGCUCACGGCCAUCUGGUGGUUAUGAAGUGGCUACACGAGAAUACCACCGCUGGUUGCACGACUCAAGCCAUGGAUGAUGCAGCUUCGAAUGGUCACCUUGAUGUAGUGAAGUGGCUGCAUUCCAACCGGUCGGAAGGGUGUACGCUGGACAUGUUCGACGCGGACGCAGUUUCGAUUGAUACGAUGUUCGCUGCGGCAAGGAAUGGGCAUCUUGACGUCGUCAAGUGGCUGUACUCGGAGUUCAGUGUGAAGCUCGGGAUGGAAAUGUUUUGGAUGUAUGAAGAAGAGGACGACAAGUACUUCAGUGUACUCGAUGCAGCUGCGGUGGGCGGGCACCUGGACGUCGUCAAGUACUUGCACGAAAUCUGUCAAGAAGCUGCAGAGAAUUCCUGGGCGGAGAAGCCUACAAGACCUGGGUGCACCACUGCAGCAAUGGAUGGUGCGGCUGCUAAUGGUCACAUGGAAGUCGUCCAAUGGCUACAUCAGAACCGGAAUGAAGGCUGCACUAUGGAUGCAAUGAACGCUGCAGCGGCUAACGGCCACCUGGACAUGGUGAAAUGGCUUCUCGAGCACACUAAAGUGGGUUGUACCAUGAAGGCCAUGGAUGGAGCAGCCCGCGGAGGUCAUCUUGAAGUUGUUAAAUGGCGGCAUGAGCACACGGACGGAGGCUGCACCAGCAAGGCGAUGGACGGCGCCGCACGCAGCGGAGCCCUGGAUGUGAUGAAGUGGCUCCAGACGAACCGAUCCGAGGGCUGCUCAAAAGCUUCGGUAGCCAAGGCUGCUCAGCAUGGACACGUGCGAGUUCUACGCUGGCUGCAUGAAAAAUACCCGGACAAAUGGUCGGCUGCAGCUAUGGAUAAUGCCGCGAUGGGAGGCCAUUUCGAGGCCGUGCUUCUGUUGCACCCAGUCAGAAGCGAAGGGUGCUCACCUGGACCAGCUCGGAUGAAAUCACCGAGUCGUGAUAUCGGACGUUGGCUCCUUGAGCACUACCCCACUCGUGUAUCGGACGACGUCUGGAAAAUGCUCACCAGUUGA